AUGAGUGUUCACGUUAAGAUCAAUGAUGAAAACAAGACUCCAUGGGAAGAUAUCAUUGAUGACAUAGAGAAUGACCUUGAUGAAAACAUGAUGGGAGCUCAAACGUCAGUUAAGGUCAAACUUGGUGAAGUUCAAGAAAAGAUCUCCGAGAUCAAUGCAAAAAUAUCAACACUUAAAGAGGUUGACGUUUAUUACAGAAGCUUGGAGAGAACUUUAAGCAAACUUGAACGUCAGAACCAAAGUCUCAUAGUUGUGCUCCAGAAACUCAGUCUCAUGCGUAAAGCAUAUAAUGACUACCUACAUGUAAGAGACUUACCUUCUUAUUCUACUCCAGAUCUCGACUUUUCCGAUAUCAGUCCAAUCCUUGCUGAUACAACACUCAAAAUUGCAGAGAUGCUUCCUACAUACCCAGAGUAUGAUAACUUACCUCAGCUCUUCGAGUAUCUCAAGAAAAAGUUCAUGAUCUUAUUAUGCGAGACCAUGAAAGGAAGACAAAACACCAGAACAGAACGAGAACAGAGCUUACUAAUAGACUUAUUAUAUUAUACUAAAGAAAUAAAGGAGUUUUUAUUCUAA
Messenger RNA from Trichomonas vaginalis G3, 576 nucleotides. RefSeq lists its product as uncharacterized. NCBI's taxonomy places the organism in Eukaryota, Parabasalia, Trichomonadida, Trichomonadidae. The record is from RefSeq and is a predicted model, not a curated record. Bases 1 to 576 code for a protein of 191 amino acids. The transcript has a single exon.